Molecule: messenger RNA, 1089 nt
Organism: Adineta ricciae
Lineage: Eukaryota; Metazoa; Rotifera; Eurotatoria; Adinetida; Adinetidae
Source: the annotation of a GenBank genome assembly
AUGAGAUUAUCUCCGGUAGUUCGUUUUCUCUCAUCAAAUGGAUUUUACGUUCAUAUAAAAAAUACAACACCGAAUUGGCAACCAUUGUUGAGCGAAGGAGAGAAAAUCAUUGGUUAUCCAUCAUCCUUACGUUCAUUAGUCAAUCUCAAGUAUCUUUUCAAUGAAGAAGUAUCAACAUUAAUUGGAUAUUUGAGGAAAUUAGUGGGUACGCAGCAUCCUUUACUGAAACUUGCAACGAAUAUGUUAGAAAGUCCGCCAAAAGCAGCACAUUCAAGAUCUGUUUUGUUGUUAUUGAUCUCGAAAGCAGCGGGAAUUCCGCAGAAGAAUUACCAAGAAGAUAUGAUUAAGCAUGGAAUUCACGAACAUCAGAGACAACUAGCUGAAUUAAUUGAAAUGAUUCAUUUGGGAAUUCUUGGACAUCGAGGUAUUGUAGACUUAAAAGAAAAUCAAUCGGAUUUAGAACAAGGAAACAAAAUCGCUGUAUUGGGUGGCGAUUAUCUUUUGUCUCAAGCUUGUGGUAAGCUAGCUGAAUUUCGAAAACCAAAGGUCGUUGAGACGAUUGGUAAUGCAAUUGCUGAAUUAUGCAAAGCAGAUUUUUAUUUAAAAGAGAAACAAUCACUUUCAUCAAUAACAGAAUGGUAUCAACUAACUGCAUUAUCCGUAGCAAAUCUCGUCGCAUCCGGUUGCCGUGCUUCUCUUCAAUUAGUCGACCACGCGCCUUCUUUUCAAGAUCAAGCCUAUUAUUUGUGCCGUCAUAUCAUAUUCUCUUGUAUUAUGUAUAACGAGAUCUCGCAAUACUCAUCGGUGUUUUCGAAAGAUGCACCGUCGUUAACAUUGUACGGGACUGUACCAAUCAAUCGUUCGUUUCCGUAUUCUCUGAUGACGAAAUCGAAUGAUGAAACAGUUACUUUCGAACAAUUGAACAACGACAAAUUACUCGAUGAUUGUCGUGAGCAGUGUUUCAAAGAAAGCAGCAAAGCAUUGACACUACUCGAAGCAAAUUUCGAUCAGAAAUCUUCAGCUACCGCUCUUCUACGCUCGAUCAUUCAACGUAUACAAGAGGGUCUUUCUUCAAAAACAGUCAUUUAA